Messenger RNA from Brienomyrus brachyistius, 4507 nucleotides. RefSeq names its product hepatic leukemia factor-like. Gene Ontology annotation, cellular component: nucleus. The record is from RefSeq and is a predicted model, not a curated record. Gene Ontology annotation, molecular function: DNA-binding transcription factor activity, RNA polymerase II-specific; RNA polymerase II cis-regulatory region sequence-specific DNA binding. Lineage: Eukaryota; Metazoa; Chordata; Actinopteri; Osteoglossiformes; Mormyridae. Bases 280 to 1164 code for a protein of 294 amino acids. The transcript has 4 exons. Gene Ontology annotation, biological process: regulation of transcription by RNA polymerase II.
UCAGAGCUGUCAGUAUCCACACAUGGAGCUGCGGAUCAUUUCAGCAUCGCUGGCCGCUUAUCUGCGCUCAGUAUCGCAGUUUGCCCGAAGCUACAGCGUCCGUCUCCGCGUUAAAACCAGUCGGUCCGCUUUUUUUAUACAUCUUUCGUUCUCGGGGAUAAUCGCUUCCAGUUACAAAGCAAGUUCAUUUGCCAUCCUUCGAUAUUUUUCCCCCUCCCCCGUUGAUUUUUUUUUUAAUUUUCCCCCCCGGAAUACAAGGUUGUGCUUCUGUUGAAACGAAUGGAGAAAAUGUCUAGACCUCUCCCAAUAAACCCAACUUUCCUACCUCCAACUCAUGGCGUGCUGAAAUCUCUUCUGGAAAAUCCCAUGAAACUGCCUCUUCACCACGAAGAAGGUUUCGCAAAAGAAAAGGAGAAGGAAAAGAAGUUGGAUGAGGAUGGGAAUGCUCCACAGUCGGCUUUCUUGGGGCCUACUCUGUGGGACAAGACACUUCCUUAUGAUGGAGACAGCUUUCAGUUGGAAUACAUGGACCUUGAGGAGUUUCUCUCUGAAAAUGGCAUCCCCUCCAGUCCAUCGCAGCACGAGCAGAAUCAGCACCAGCAGUCGGCCCUGCAGCAGCAGGCGCCUCCGCCACCGGUGCCGUCGGUGAUCGACCUCAGCAGCCGCGCUACCGCCUGCAUUCACACAGCCAUGGUCCCCCAGACCUGCAUCCACAGUCCCGGUCGAUCAGCCCUGCCCUCCUCUCGCAACACUCCCAGUCCUAUUGACCCGGAGACCAUCCAAGUUCCGGUGGGAUAUGAGCCUGAUCCAGCCGACUUAGCCCUGUCCAGCGUCCCUGGCCAGGAGAUGUUUGACCCACGCAAACGCAAGUUCUCAGAGGAGGAGCUCAAGCCCCAGCCAAUGAUUAAAAAAGCACGCAAGGUCUUCAUCCCUGAUGAAAUGAAGCAGGACGACAAAUACUGGGCAAGGCGUAGAAAGAACAACAUGGCAGCCAAAAGGUCACGGGACGCCCGGCGGCUGAAGGAGAACCAGAUUGCCAUCCGGGCCAGCUUCCUGGAAAAGGAGAACUCCGCCCUGCGCCAGGAGGUGGCAGACUUGCGGAAGGAGCUUGGCCGCUGCAAAAACGUUCUAGCCAAAUACGAAGCUCAACACGGGCCCCUGUAAGAACCCUCACCCCUUACACCCACGCCACACCCUGUUCCUCCACCAAUGACACCAUGCCUCCAUCCCCCCAUUCCCUGCUCGCUCAAACGUUUUGAAGGACAAUGUUUCCCAUUCAGUAGCACCCCCCCCCCCCCCCCCCACCUGACUUAAGGUCACCACUGACACCCACUUUUAUUUCAGUCAUCAGCACUUUACCAGAAGUAGAAAAGAUAUAUAUCUUCUAUAUAUAUAUAUAUAGGCAUAUAUAUAUAUAUAUAUAGGUAUAUUUUGUACCCUAUACAUGUAGGGUAUAUACACAUUGAAAAUAAUACCUGAGAAAAAGAUAUAUAUGAAACGCUUAUUUUUCCCUUUUUUGGCUGUGUCUACUGCCUGUUUUGAACUCAAGAUGCCCUCCUGUUUCCAUUUCCCCAAAAUGCUUCUGAAAAUGUUCAUUCUCAUCUUCUUUCUAACGAUUCUGUAGAUUUUUCCAGGGCCGAGAACUGUUGUAGCAUUUUAAUUUUUCCUUUUUAUUUUAAUUCUUGGUUUUAGAUUGCUGAUUCAUAAGCGAUUGUCCUGUCCACUUCCUUGUGCUCUUUAUUUUCGGUUGUAAUUAAUUGGAACAGUUUAGCUGUUUUAAAGAACUGUUUUGUCUGAUCCAUAAGCAUUAAUGUACAUUGUCUCUGUGAAUGUAUGUAACAUGGUUUUUUCAAAUAUUAUAAAUGCAAAUGUUUCUUUUCUCGGUAACUACAGUAUAUUAUUUUGAGAUGUUUAAUGUUGCUGUCAAUAUAAUUAUAUUUUAGUUGAUGGUGAUCAUUUAUCUAUUGUCUGCAUUGCUUUGCAAGUGCUAUGUGAUACAGUACCACUAGCUACAUAACAUCCCAAAAUUUGCUUUUUUUUUGUUACUUCAGACUAGAGGAUGUGCUUUUAAACUGCCUCACAACUAGGUCAUGGGGUUACUUUGAAGUGGAACAUCUAGUGUUUUCUGGCAUUUUCAAAACCUGACGCAAUAAUGCUAUUUACAAAGAAAUCCUGUCUGGUUGUGAGUUUUAGAUGUGAAUACAACAACUCCCAUUUUCCUCUCCAUCGCAACUUUAUUUCCUUUUGGAAAGCCGUGAACAGCCCCCCCCCCCCCCCCCACCUUUCUUUUAGGAUCAUGCUUAAAGGUUAACAUGGUGUUUCUAACCAGGUUUGACAAUCUUUGCAUUGUAUUUCAGUUGAGUCAGAAUACAGGAACCUUUCCCCAGCAGUCCUUUAUACUUGUGUGUUUUACAACCUGAUCUGGUGCAGUGUUUCUACUGUGUUUCAAUCUUAUCUGCCUGAUUUUUAUGAGCGUUUUGCAUUAAAUUUCAGUCUUAUUAUUGUUGUUAAAAUAAACCAUUUAGCAUGAUUUCUGUUUAUGUUCACAGAUCUCCAGUGAAGCAAAAUCAUUUUGAUAACCAGUUGAGAUUUUUCCUGAGCAUGAUUAACUUUUUUUGUCAAAAUUUGGACAAUUUUGUAGCUAUGUGUUUACUUUAUUCUAGACUGGCUGUAAGAUGAAUGUAAAAGAUGUAUAAAAAUAAGGUUGACGGUGUUGUCAUAUACUGUGGUUAACCCAAUCAAUUUAUUAUUAAUGUUUACUAUACACCAAAAGACACAAAUAUAUAUUGACUAAAAGUUUAAAUGUUUAUAUGAAGUUAUUCUAUAAGCUGUUUUGUACAGUAUUUUGCUAUACAAAUACUAACUAUGUAUUUUACAAGGCACAAUAAAACAAUAAGACUAUUCUUAAUCUGUAAUGUAAACUCACAGAUACAUGCACAAAGAGGGGGCUGCUUGUUGUUAAGUAAAAUCAUACAUUACUGUUAUUUGUGAAUAGUGCCCCAGCAGUUUGCAGGGCCUCUGAGUGGGCAUUAUUGUGAAUAAUUUUCUUUUUUGUAUAAUAUGGUUAAAGACACUAUUUUAAAAAGGUUUUGUUGCCUCCCUGACCCAUACUCCUGUUGACAUUUUCUAGAAAUAUCAUUCUGGAAAUCCCAGUCUCAGUGAUAGAAAGUCUUAUAUAAAACUGGGAGUGUAAAUGUAUAGAGAGACGAAGAGAAUUGAUUUUUCCUGCAGUUUUGGGGGUGAGGGCCACAGAUGUCUGUGAAUGGGUGCUGCCUUACGCUUUGUCCACUGAAAGGUGACAAACAUUUUCCAAGUUGUUCCUUUGUGCAACUGCCGGCUGUUAUUGGUUUUGGAUUCGUUUGCGCUCUUUGACGCGGAAGUAGAAAUUCUGCCCGCAGCCUUUUUCCUUUCCAUUUUUUGAAAUAUUGUAUGUUAUAGGUGGCACUCACACUUUUACGGUUCAGGUAAAGGCAUAAAAGGCUUGUUCUGAUAAUGCUGUAAACGACAUUGAAUUCUACUUAUAACUUGGGUUAUGAACUUGGCAAAGAAUGUAAGAAUGAUUAUUUCAUAAUACAUAAAGAAAUCUAUUUGGAGUUGGACGUGAUGGCAAUGGGGCUGCAUUCAAGUUUGAAAGCUUCAGAAUAUAACAAGGAUAUUGUAAAUACAUUUAUUGGCAAAACAGCUUAAAUGUCUAAAUGUUCCUUUGUGGGCUUAGAAUUAUUUGGCAGUUUUAUUCACUUUUUUGAUGGAAUUGAAUUUAUUGCUGUCACUUAGUUUCAGAUUUUUUUUUAAUGCUUGUAUGAGUCUAGCUGGAGUAUAUGAUGAAUAACUUUGCAUCUGAGAUUUGCAUCCAAAUGUGAAUGCCGCCUUUAAUGAGUUGUUCUCAUCAGUUCUGCAACUAGCAUUUAAUGAUCUUGUUUGGGUUAAGCUUUCAAGUUGUGUAUUUCUUGCAACCUAAUCAGCAGGAAGCCAUCCUCUGAAGGGGGAUCCAAGUGUCACUCUAUGAAGUGAAAAACAAACGAAAAGCAAACAUAGGAAUAAGCCAGAAUUAGUUAUAAUUGCCCCGCCCUAUAUUUAUAUCACUACCUCAUAUAAAGGAAAUAAUUACAAUUCUGAGUCUAUUCAAGUGCCUUGAAUACAUCAUAACUGUUCCUCAGUUGCUGAACAGUGUCUGAACAAGAACCUAACCACCAAUGCAAGCUUGAGUCUUCACAACACCACUUGGAAAGGCUCAGAACUGCACUGAAGGGCUGUCCAGUCCAUCAAUCUCCAAUUGAUUUGAUUUGUUCAUUAUCAUUAUUAUUAUUUUAUUUUGCUGUACAUGGAUGAUUACCAUUGUAUUUCUGGCAACACCAACAGGUUGUUUUACUGAGGGUACAUAAAUAUAGGUAAAGGACAAUUUUAUCUUGUAAGUCAUAGAAUGGAUGCAUAUACUGUUCAGCCCGAACCCUGUGUUUCUGUAUGUAAUUCUUAGUGUUUAAUAAAGUCUUUAAUAUUUCUUCUCUCA